UGGGACCCGCACGGGAACGGUGAUGCUUUGGCUGUUUCCAGAGCUGGCGAGGUUCACAUUUUGGACUGGCGAACGGAUACAUCUGUGCCGAACGGAAAUGUCGAAUCUUUCCUGGCUCAUCGCCUUGGACUUUGUGACAUGGACUAUAAUCCGAAUAAGCCGUACGUCCUGGCAACAGCUGGGAGGGACGGGCUAUUGAAGUUUUGGGACCUCCGAGCAGCAAAACACCCCUUGCUUGUUUCUCGCGGUGGACAUUCCCAUUGGGUGUCGCAAAUAAAGUACAAUCCCUUCCAUGAUCAGCUCGUUCUGACGACAGGAACGGACUCGAUUUCUAAUCUUUGGCGAAUCAGUACAAUUUCGAGCGCUCCACUUUUGACGAUGCACGAUGAUGAUGACAAACUAUCCGAAACUUCGGCAGCCAAUGUACGCGUCAGUCGACACGAGCACAGUGAGGCGGUUUACGGAGCCAGCUGGGGUGCUGCCGAUGCUUGGAUCUAUGCGUGUGUCGGCUACGACGGCAAGUUUGUUUUGAACCAUGUGCCUAGUAAGGAGAAAUACAAGAUUCUACUUUAG
This is a messenger RNA of Phaeodactylum tricornutum CCAP 1055/1, 573 nucleotides long. RefSeq lists its product with no specific name. NCBI's taxonomy places the organism in Eukaryota, Bacillariophyta, Bacillariophyceae, Surirellales, Neidiaceae. The record is from RefSeq and is a predicted model, not a curated record. Gene Ontology annotation, biological process: protein ubiquitination. Gene Ontology annotation, molecular function: protein binding. The transcript has a single exon. The annotation marks the transcript as partial.